Molecule: messenger RNA, 1785 nt
Organism: Malaya genurostris
Lineage: Eukaryota; Metazoa; Arthropoda; Insecta; Diptera; Culicidae
Exons: 5
Coding region: 202-1668 (488 amino acids)
Biological process (GO): intraciliary transport
Cellular component (GO): ciliary plasm; cytoplasmic dynein complex
Molecular function (GO): dynein light chain binding; dynein heavy chain binding
Source: RefSeq, a predicted model, not a curated record
UACACGUAGCCUAAAUACAAAUUGUCCGUUCAACAGGGAUCUUUAUAAACAUUAUAUAAUAACAACACAUUUCGUCCUUCUUCGCAUGCGCAGGAAAUCGCCAUGACAACGAAUAUCGAUAAACAAAUUGAGCCGCUUUUCCGGUAUAAUCUUGCUUUUACUUUCGAUUCAAACACCAUCAUUAUAAGCUGCAAAUAACUUAUGAAUUUCGAUCGUUUCACCUUGAUCUCGAAUGAGGUUGUGGAAUUCAAAUCUACGUGGCGAACCGACGAAACUGUCACUCUAACAGAUUCGUCGAUCGGUACCGAUCCACCUCCACCGAAACACGAUGCCGAAACGAUUGUCGUCGAACAGAAACACAUUGGGACACAAACGGAUGAACCCAGUCAAGAGAUAGCGUCGUGUGAUGAUGCCAAACUUAGCCACUGGCUGCGAAAAGUGUAUCCGUUGGUUGAGGAGGAGUUGUCCUAUGGUAUUACCGAGGUAUACGACGAAAACGAGAAUUUAAGUGAAAUCGGCCCCGAAAGACCCAUCAUACGGAAGCAUCAACAGCUGACGCUGCAAAAGUUUCUGACGGAUCAGAACAACACUACCAAAUUUAACACGGGUUCUGCCACGUGGCUUUCCAUUCGUACACGAGAUGCACCUCUUCUGGUAGUUUCGUGCAGUCAACAGCACGAAGCCUGGUGUGAACACACGUACGCUUCAGUAACGGUUUUUACUCCGAAAAGAGAUUCUUUCGAUUCAGUUCAAUGGGUUGAGCUAUGCAGCAAUCCUGUUAAAGCCUGCAUUGAAACACUGGUAACGAAUCCUUUCAACAAGGAUGUACUGGCAGGAGGGACGGUUUCCGGUGAUGUCUACAUUUGGCAGUAUGAGCAGAACUUGAAAAAUGAACAAAAUUCUUUCGCGGAAUUAUUUUCCGAGACUACGGAUUACGGGAAAGUAGUUGAUAUGGCAUGGAUGAAACCAUAUCCGUUAAGUGAUGAUUUUGGUCUGUUAUCAUGUCAUACUGACGGAAUCGUAAUACUUUGGAAAGUUGGCAAACACAUCGUUAAAGAUAAAACGUUACGAUUUUCUGCUUCUUCAACGUCUCGCGAAGAUUUAUUAUUAACCCGAAUUUUAACAAUUACCGACUCAAAAUUUGUCAUCGGUGCGGAUAGUGGCCAUAUUCGAGUCUGUUGGGUCACUCAGCUAACCACCGUGGGACAAUCGGUUCCCGGAGCAACCGUUGAUUCUACUGUCUCCAACCAGAGAAGUUUGUUUACACCGUCAAUGGUCGAACUUAAAUCGCACUCGUUCGCAGUCACAACUCUGCAAAAUAUAGAAAACCCCAAUAAAAAAUUUCUACUUAGUUGCGACCUAACUGGAGAAGUUUAUUUUCAUGACACUACAGAUGUCAUGAACUCAACACCAUCAUUGAUCAUCAAGAUGUCGCUGCCAUUCAAAAAUCGAAUUUUCUGCACAGAUGAUAUGCGUUUUAUACUGAGCCCUCGCGACAAUGGUACACUAGAAGUGUACAACAUCGAUGACGGUUCACGGGAAAUCAUCGAAAAUAGUGAGCUGAUUGGAAGGCCAAGCUUCAUCAAGACCAGUGCAAACAAGAAAUGGAUAGUAACAGGACCUUAUGAUGGAGCCGUCACGAUUUAUUCGAUGAAGAUGGAUGUAUAGAAAAUGCGACACGCUCUGGUUUACAAUUUUAGUGCAAACAAAUGUUUACACUAAUAGCUUUAGUAUGAACAUAACAAUCAAUAAAGCAAGCAUCUAGAAUGCUUUUAGAAUAGUGGC